ACAGCAGCGGGAACAUCGGGAAGGAUGAGCAUCAAGCUGGAGGAGCUGAUUCAAAGGCAAGCUCCAAGGCAGACGUUCUGAGUGGGAGUCAGAGGACAGAGAGUUUCUGUCUAACUGUGUCGUUGGGGCUUCCCUUGAAGAAAUUACGGAAGAAGAGGAAGAAGACGAAGAAAAUAAGUCAGCCCUGCCGGAAGCCUCAUCAGUCAAACUUAAGGAAGGCACCUUCCAGAUUGUGGGCACACUCUCCAAGCUCGAAAGUGUUCAGCCUGACUUUGCCGUGGAGACAUACACUUGAGACUGUGGAGUUGCUCGUGGCCGCCGUGCUUUCCGACUGCUGUCCCCUGCUCCCAGUCUCUGGCCGCUGACUUGUUUGUGCCUCAUUCUUCUCUCGUCGCCGACUGGAAGCCGCACAGGAUCUAUGGUUUCAAUAAGAAUCUGGUUAGUGCUGGCAGCCUCGCUCCCCCCGCCUUCAAGGAGGUCUCCUGACCAACACUGGCGCCAGCCAUCCGAGUCUUGUUACUAAAUACCAUCUCUCGAGAAGACCUUCUCAUGCGCCUCCUGGAGUGUGACGUCAUUAUUUAUAACAUCUCCGAGAAUGCACAGCAAGCAGAGGAGGCCAUCUGGGCAGUCUCUGCCCUGAAUGAAGAAGUCAGCCACUUUGAGAAGCGCAAGGUAUUUAUUUUAGUCUCCACCGUGAUGACCUGGGCACGAUCCAAACCCCUGGACCCUGAUGAUUCUGAGAUUCCAUUUACUGAAGAGGAUUAUCGAAGAAGAAAACACCAUCCAAAUUUUCUGGACCACAUAAAUGCUGAAAAAAUGGUUCUCAAGUUUGGAAAGAAUACAAAAAAAUUCACAACUUACGUGGUUGCUGCUGGACUUCAAUAUGGAGUGGAAGGAGGCAUCUUACAUUAUUUUUUUAAGAUAGCUUGGUUGGGUGAGGUCCCUGCCAUACCGGUGUUUGGAGAUGGAACAAAUGUCAUUCCAGCCAUUCAUGUUCUUGAUCUAGCAGGAGUGAUACAGAACAUCAUAGACCACGUGCCAAAGCUCCAUUACCUGGUUGCUGUGGACGAGUCUGUCCACACCCUGGAAGACUUGGUCAAGUGCAUCAGUAAAAAUACUGGCCCUGGGAAAAUCCAGAAAAUACCCAAAGAAAAUGCUUUCCUAACCAAGGACUUAACACAAGAGUGUCUUGACCAUUUACUGGUGAAUUUGAGAAUGGAAGCCCUUUUUGUGAAGGAGAAUUUUAACAUUCGGUGGGUUGCCCAAACAGGAUUUGUGGAAAAUAUCAACAAUAUCCUCAAAGAGUACAAGCAAAGCAGAGGAUUACUGCCGAUCAAGAUCUGCAUUCUGGGUCCUCCGGCUGUGGGGAAGUCCAGUAUUGCCGAAGCCUUGGCCAAGCACUACAAGCUGCAUCACAUUAAACUGAAGGAUGUCAUCUCCGAAGCCAUAGCGAGACUGGAGGCGAUUGUCACACCUAAGGAUGAAGGGGAAGAUGAAGAAGAAGGGGAGGAGGAGGAAGAGGAGAAUGUGGAAGAUGCCCAGGAGCUCUUGGAUGGCAUCAAGGAAAGCAUGGAACAAAAUGCAGGCCAACUAGAAGAUCAAUAUGUAAUUAGAUUUAUCAAAGAAAAGUUGAAAUCAAUGCCUUGCAGGAAUCAAGGUUAUAUUUUGGAUGGAUUCCCGAAGACCUAUGAUCAAGCUAAAGACCUGUUCAAUCAAGAAGACGAGGAAGAAGAAGAAGAAGUCAGAGGCAAAAUGUUCCCCUUUGAUAAACUAAUCAUACCCGAGUUCGUUUGCGUGCUGGACGCCUCGGAUGAGUUCCUGAAGGAGCGGGUGAUGAACCUCCCCGAGAGCAUCGUGGCGGGAACCCACUACAGCCAGGACCGCUUCCUCCGGGCCCUGAGCAACUACCGGGACCUCAAUACCGAGGAUGAGACUGUCAUCAACUAUUUUGAUGAGAUUGAAAUCCACCCGAUACAUAUUGAUGUAGGAAAACUUGAAGACCCUCAAAACAGACUUGCCAUCAAACAGCUCAUCAAAGAGAUUGGGGAGCCUCGAAAUUAUGGCCUAACGGAAGAAGAGAAGGCCGAGGAGGAGCGGAGGGCUGCAGAGGAGAGGCUGGCCAAGGAGGCCAUGGAGGAGGCGGAACGGGAGCACAGGGAAGCCGUGGAGCUGGCGGAGAAGAUCGCCCGCUGGGAGGAGUGGAAUAAGCGACUAGAGGAAGUGAAAAGAGAAGAAAGAGAACUACUAGAGGCCCAGUCUAUUCCCCUGAGAAACUAUUUAAUGACCCAUGUGAUGCCAACCCUGAUGCAGGGUCUGAAUGAGUGUUGUAAGGUCAGACCGGAUGAUCCUGUUGAUUUUCUGGCAGAGUAUCUCUUCAAGAACAAUCCUGAAACGCAGUGAAAAUUUAAAGAUUGGGUGUGAUACACCUUUAGAGUUAGAGAUGAGGUUAAAAUUGUGAUUUGGAAUUCUGCUUGAAAAAAAAUGCUUUUCCAGUUUUUGGAAAAUUCUUUGUUUUCCCUCUAAGCAAAUACUUUAUUUUUUCUUAAUACUUUAUAAUUUUGGGGGGCCAAUACUUUAUUAAGUAGAAUCAUUAUAAAAAGCUGAUGGCAAUGAGUGACUUUGUUAAAGAACUGUAUUUUAAAGGUAAAUUGAUGAAGUAUCUGUGUAUAGUUCAUAGGACAAAUAUUGAUAUAACAUUUCAUUCUUAGUCAAAGUGUUCUGCACACUUGGAUUUACAGUAAUUUAUAGCAUAAAGAGAAUCAGACUGUAUAUUAUUUGAACACGUAGGCUAAUGACUUUACAUAGUUUGCUAUUGCCCUAGUGCCAAUGGUGUCAGAAAGAAAUGACAAUGGUUUAUGCUUUGGUGACUCAUGCUAAGUCAGAUGUCAUUGGUUUCCAGGGGUAAAUUUUUGAGUUCAGGGUCAGUAUCUUAAGCAAUGAGUCAUAGAGAGAAUUAUAAACCUUUUGGUAGAAAAAAAUACCAUAACAGAAUAAAUAAUCCUAGUAUUUGUGGUAAUUAAAAGUUAAAUAUUUUCAACAAACUUUAUAAUAUAGCCAUAAGCAUUCAAUCCCUAUGGUCUUUUCCAGCUUGAAAAAUCCCAUAAUUCCCAGAAUUAUACACUAUGAGAAGUUACACUGAAUGAGAAAUGUAUUAAAAUAUAUUUCAUCUUGGGCACCUGGGUGGCUCAGUCCAUUAAGUGUCAUCCUUUGGUUCAGGUCGUGAUCCCAUGGUCCUGGGAUAGAGCCUGAGUCCCCUGCUCAGGGGAGAGCCUGCUUCUCCCCUCUCUCUGUCCCCCCUCGCCCCUUUGCCCCCCUGCUCUUACUUGAUCUCUCUUGCUCACUCUAUCUCAAAUACAUAAAUAAAAUCUUAAAAAAAUAAAAUAUAUUUCAUCUCUUUAAAUAAUGUAAUUUGAAUAUAACGGCACUGUUUUUUUUUAUUAUUAUUAUAGUAAAAUACAUACAACAUAACAUUUACCACUGCGACCUUCUUAAAAUGUACAAGUCGGUGGCACUAGGUGCAUGGGUUGUAUUUAUUCCAUGAAAGGGAGGUAUAUGCAAAACGACUUCCUAGGGCUGAGGGAGCAGGAGGACCAAAGAAAAAGGCUGACAAGCCCAGCUUGACAAGAAAUGGUUUAUUAAGAAGAUUUAUGGACAGAAGUAUGUCUCAGGGUAGUCCCUAGACCAGUAGGUCCCCAACCCCCCCCCACUCCCCCACCAAGAGCUGCUUUUAUAGCCCUAGAGGCUGGAAGUCGACCCAAUCAGAGAAUAGGUGUCUGUUGGGGCACAUGGGUGGCUCAGUCAUUGAGCUUCUGACUCUGGAUUUCUGCUCCGGUCAUGAUCUCAGGUUGUGAGACUGAGCUCCACUGGGGGUGGAACCUGCUGGCCCUCCCUCUUUCUCUGCCCCCUCCCCUUUUAGAACAACAACAAUGACAAAGAAUAGGUGUGUCAGAGUCCUAUUUCCAGGGCAGAUCAUGGACAUUAUGCCCUAAGGGUGUGCUUAAGGGUGUGAUUAAACAAAAGGAAAGAAUGUGAGUGAAGGCUUGAGCUCAAGAAGAGUUGUCUGAUUGUCUACCAUCAGCAUUUGCUCAAGAUGGUGUUGGCCUCACACAGCCCUGGAUAAGCAUUAUCACUACCUAGUUUUAGAACCUUUCCAUCACCCCAGUGGAAAUCCUGUACCCUGUACUAUCCCUUCAUCCCAGCUCCUGGCAACCACUAGUCUGCUUCCUGUCUCUACAGAUUUGUUUCUUCUGGAUAUUUACAUAAACAAAAUCGCUCAA
Messenger RNA from Mustela lutreola (European mink), 4277 nucleotides. It is a transcript of the gene AK7, whose product is annotated as adenylate kinase 7. Gene Ontology annotation, biological process: nucleobase-containing compound metabolic process. Gene Ontology annotation, molecular function: AMP kinase activity; ATP binding. The transcript has 20 exons. The record is from RefSeq and is a predicted model, not a curated record. The coding region runs from base 550 to 2400 and encodes 616 amino acids. NCBI's taxonomy places the organism in Eukaryota, Metazoa, Chordata, Mammalia, Carnivora, Mustelidae. Gene Ontology annotation, cellular component: cytoplasm.